UCGCCCGCCCGUCCACCUCGCCUGCCCGUCCGCCUGCCCGUCCACCUGCCUGCCCGUCCACACUUGCGCCCGCACCCACGAUCCGCCCGUCGGCUGCGUUUGCGCGCAGGGCAUUCGCCCUGCGUGCUCGCUGUUGUCGUGUGUGUCGCGUCCUCAGGCGUGCGGUCCAUUCGUCAAUUGUGUUUGUGGCCCGGCAUUUGUCCUCACGCUCGCUGUUGCCGCGCAUAUCGACGCCCGCUUGUGCACCCCACUCAGUGUCUCCGCCCGCUUACUUGUGUUCCCGCUCUUCCGCCUGUUUGCCUGCCUACCCACGCGUUCGUCGGCCGUGUCUGUGCGCUGGGUGUUUGCCCAGCGCACUCGCGGUUCGCGUGCAUGUGGUGUUGGCCCUGCGCCCUGUGCCCGCUCGUUUGCCCUCGCACCCGGUUGCCUGCUCACGGGCAUCUGUGGGGGAACGGGCGGGGCGGGUGGCAGUCAGUGAGGGAGGACAGAAACGGAGACGAGGGAAGGUCAUACUGCCCUUGCUAGACUACGCGUUCUGCGCGUCGAAAUGGCGGAUCAGACGAGAGAGAAGGCGCACGAGCGAGGGAGAGGGAGAGGGGCGAGGGGCAGUAAGCGAUGGGCACGGUGAAGUGUGUCGGAAGGCGCAGGGCAAAUGACUGCUCGUCCGCUCGCAGCCCUGCUUGCCAGCUUUCCCGCCCACUGCCCGCCCAUUUACCCGCC
Messenger RNA from Fomitopsis serialis, 720 nucleotides. RefSeq lists its product as uncharacterized. The record is from RefSeq and is a predicted model, not a curated record. The transcript is spliced from 3 exons. The annotation marks the transcript as partial. Lineage: Eukaryota; Fungi; Basidiomycota; Agaricomycetes; Polyporales; Fomitopsidaceae.